This is a messenger RNA of Anastrepha ludens (Mexican fruit fly), 2162 nucleotides long. RefSeq lists its product as uncharacterized. NCBI's taxonomy places the organism in Eukaryota, Metazoa, Arthropoda, Insecta, Diptera, Tephritidae. The record is from RefSeq and is a predicted model, not a curated record. The coding region runs from base 116 to 1618 and encodes 500 amino acids. The transcript is spliced from 3 exons.
GCUUGGUAAGAAAAAUCAGAAAAUUUUUCGUCAUCGUUUCAAAAAAAUCUAUUUUCGAAAAUUUGUACUCAAUUCGUGAUUUAUAUAAAAAAUAUUUUAGCACCACAAAUUGAAAAUGACCAGCAGCAACAUUAACAAAAUUGUGCGCAGCAAUAUCGUCUUAAAGCCAUGGAUACUUUCGAAGAAUACUACCGAAAUUGUGAACACCUGCAUACAGAAAAUUUACAAACAAACGCAAAAUAACUUCAAGAAUGAACCAACGGCUACAAGUAAGGCAGCCCCACCGAAACCUGAAAAUAAGGGUCCCCUUCGUGCACUCAGAUCGCAGGAGCGUGAUCGCGUUCCGCUUAGUACGAAUACAUCACGCACGAAAAGCGGCACAGCAGCAUCAAAUCCAAAGGCGGCUGGUGGAAAUGUUGCUGCGACCACCAGUAAAAACGGAGUCGUUAGCGAACGUUUAGCCAGCAAUGCGGCGGAAAAUGGUCGCCGCAGUGCCAUUGCGAAUUUGGCCGCACAACGCAAACUAUUAAAAUCUUCGCCCAACUACAAGAUCUACAGCUCGCGUCGUUUCGGUUCGAGUGCAAGCAGCUCGAAUGCGAGUAUCUUCCGGCGCAGCGAUGAACGGCGUCGCUCCAAAACACAAACAGCACAACUUAACUAUCUACUACGGACCUAUGCUACUCAGCUAAAUGCACGUAACACUCUCAGCAAACAAUCGGUGUUGCCAAAGUUUAUGGUGCCCGCGCGCAAUCAACACAUGCAAAGUCGCACACUCGACGUCACACCUACGCAUGUGGUCCACUUGACAUCGGCCAUACAGCGCGAUUUAAUGCCCAUCGAUAGUGAAAUCAAGGAUCGCAUUGCUCUAGGCCGUCCGCGCUUAAGCAAAUCAUCCGCACAAAAGGCCAAAAGCCAAGAUCCUAUGAACGGUUGGCAUCAUCCACCAUCUCAGGCACUCUUCUUGUCGCAUUUCAAUCAGCACAGCAAAGGUAAUGCCGAAUCGCAGGAACAGUACAGUCAUUUGAAGCAAAACUCUAUUUUCGAUUCAGUGGAUAAAAAGUCGAAACGUCAAAAUGCGUUGGAUGAAUUUGUGGUACAUGUCAAGGAGGUAACACCGCGUAAUUCGCCACGUCGAGUGGCACGCAAUCAAACUCCGAAUUUCGAACAAUCAUAUUUGAGUCGUGCAAUGCGCCAACAAGCUGAUGAAGUAGACGCAGCAACAUCUGCGCCACAGCCGUCAGUGGACGCAACAAAAGCAAUAACAACUACGCCUCCAGCACCUCAAUUACCCAGCGUUAUACAGAGCAAUACCGUUUCCUAUAGCACAAAGCCAUCACCGCAACUACAACCGGCAAACGAGGAACGUAACACAACGAAUGUGCUGCCGGCCACACUGGAAAUACCAGAACCAAUGGCCAACAAUACGACAGUCAAGAAACUGACUCUACCCGCUCUGGUACCUCCGCAGUCUGAAACAUCGCCGCCACGCAUGCCCAAACAAGUCCUGAGAAUAACGAAACACUCAGCUACAUCACAGUUGAACAAAGCUAAUGCUGCCCAAGCUGCCGCCCUAAACCAGAUGCGUUUCAAUCAUAGUGCACAUUUAAAAAAAUUUUGAAAAAGCGAAAUGAAGAUUUAGAGAAAAGAAUAUUCAUGGAUACCAGACAAGCAUACAUGUGAGGUUAAGAUAUCGUUAUUGGAAAUGUAAGAAGAAGACUAAGAAGUGAAGAAAAUAUAUAUAUGCACACAUAUGUAGGUGACAUAUCUCGAGAACGAGAAGGAUCGAUGCGUAGGUUGGUGAAUGCAGGGAAAGAAUCGACGAAUAGAAAAUGUAAUCACUUCGCUAGAACCAUAAACUGACCUUUCUUCUCGAUAUUCACCAAAGCAUUGUCACCUGCCCUCGCAUCACUUUCCUUUUCCUUCUCAUUUAAUGAAUCGGCAAUUUGUUGUGCAAAAUUGUUUCCAUUGAUUAGAACAAAGUAAAAAUUUCUCGUUCCCCAUUUGGUUAUUUUUCGUUGCGGUAAUCGUGUAGAUAUGUCAGUAAAAUGUGGAACUCGAAUUUCGAAAAGUAAAAUUAUUAAACUUACUUUCGAAAGAUCACCUGAAAUUGAUGUGUUGUUGCAAUUUGUAUAAAGAUUAAAUGGAAUCAUACGACAAUAAAA